AUGGCGGAGAAAGCGAUGCUUAAGAGGCUCAGUUCAUCUCUCUCUAACAGAACACCAAACACAAAACUAAACUAUGUCGCUGUUAGUUCAUCUGAGUCUCUGAGUAUGGCAGAAUCAUCCACCAGUUCUGGUGUUUCAGUUGAUCCCAAUUCCAGUGACAACAACAGGUUGUGGAAAGGGGCAUUUGCUGUCGCUGGAAUCAUGGUUACCCUCGUCACCUAUGGUCUCUUGCAGGAAAAGAUCAUGAGAGUAUCAUAUGGGGCAGAAAAAGAGUAUUUCAAGUAUUCACUGUUUCUUGUUUUCUGCAACCGCAUCACAACAUCUGCUGUUUCUGCUGGUUCUUUGCUGGCAAGUAAAAAGGCGAUGGACCCAGUAGCUCCCAUUUUUAAGUAUUGCUUUAUCUCGGUAUCAAACAUACUAACUACAACAUGCCAAUAUGAGGCCCUCAAAUAUGUUAGUUUUCCUGUUCAGACCCUUGCAAAAUGUGCAAAAAUGAUACCAGUUAUGGUCUGGGGUACCCUCAUCAUGCAGAAGAGAUAUCAUGGACCUGACUAUUUGUUGGCUUUUUUAAUUACCCUUGGCUGCUCAGUAUUUAUCCUGCAUCCGGCAGGAACAGACAUAAGUCCAUACAGUAGAGGAAGGGAAAAUACAGUUUGGGGUGUUCUCCUAAUGGUUGGCUAUCUUGGGUUUGAUGGCUUUACAAGCACUUUCCAAGAUAAGCUGUUUAGAGGCUAUGACAUGGAGAUACAUAAUCAGAUAUUUUACACAACAUUAUGUUCUUGUAUUCUUAGCCUGACAGGUCUUAUCUUACAAGGGCAUUUAAUACCUGCAAUAGAAUUUGUUUAUCACCAUCAUGAUUGUUUCUUUGACAUAGCAUUGCUUUCAACUGUUGCAACAAUUAGUCAAUUUUUUAUUUCCUACACAAUUCGAACUUUCGGUGCUCUGACAUUUGCAACCAUAAUGACCACAAGACAGUUGGUGAGCAUUAUGCUGUCAUGUGUGUGGUUUGCCCAUCCUCUUAGCUGGGAACAGUGGAUUGGAGCUUUUGUUGAUCGUCCCGAAAACCCUAUCAUUGUGAAUAACAACUUUGAAGAAGCCAUUGAUGUUUUAUGCCAGCAAAAGCGCGUCGAUGAAGCUGUGCAGUUGCUCCAUUGCAUUGAUCAUCGACCCUCUGCGCGCGUGUAUUCCACUCUCAACGCCGCUUGUGUUUGCCACCGCGCUCUCGAAUUGGGUGUUCGAAGAAAUUCCCAUACCAUAAAUGAAACUCAUGGGCAAGAAAGGAGGCGAAAAAGAUUGGAGUCUGUGUCUCGAGCUCCAAUAUCAUUGAGGGAAGAAGUCACGAGAAAAACACAAACCAAGCCAACCACUAACACCAAGGUCAAAUUGAGAUUUGAUCACUUGAAAAACCUUGCAGUGUGGGCCACCACCAACGACCAUCUCAGAUUGUCUUUGGCUGCCUUUUAUGGACACCAAUUCGCGUCCUUUGGAGAGGCCAAUGGGGUACCACCUGGUUCUUCUCUAAUGACUUGCCAAAGGUUUGGUUUGCUCUAUCCCUGUUUCAGUUUUGCUUACCUUUUUUAUCCUUGUCCUUCAAUGCCUUUUAUUUAG
Messenger RNA from Sphenostylis stenocarpa, 1608 nucleotides. The record is from the annotation of a GenBank genome assembly. Lineage: Eukaryota; Viridiplantae; Streptophyta; Magnoliopsida; Fabales; Fabaceae.